UUGUAAUUUUGAAUCCAAAACAAAAUGUUCCUUGACCAACCCUCCAAUGAAAAAACCGAUUCAAUUCAAGAUAUUGCCAUAAAACUCCUCGAAGAACAAAUUCGAAUUCUCGAACUCGAUAAUGAUCCAAAGGAGAGAACAAUUUUUGUUCUUGGAAGCAGAGGAGUGGGAAAGUCCACUGCGAUAAAUAAGUUUUUUGAAAAAGAAGAAUCAGUUAGACCAACCCUCGCAUUGGAAUACUCCUAUGGCAAACGAACAAGUUCCUCGCAGGGAAUUCAAAAGCAAAUUGCUCACAUUUGGGAACUUGGUUCAUUGGAUAAUUCCGAGCAACUUAUUGACGUUCCAUUGCGAUCACAUGGAGCGAAUAAUUUCGCUGUAAUUCUUUUCGUGGAUUUAUCGCUGCCUAAAAGUUUAUGGAUUGAUUUGGAAAAUGCAUACAAGGGCUUAAAGAAUACUUACACUAAUUUGCUUAACGAAACUGAACUGAGAGUUCAUGUGGAAAAAUCUAGUGAGCGAGUGAUGGGCAAGGAACAUCCAGAUUUGGCAACAAUGGAUUUGUUUCCCUUUCCUCUGAUUAUUGUGGGUGGAAAAUAUGAUCUUUUUAUGGAUUUUGAUCCGGAAUUGAAGAAACACGUUUGCCGUUGUCUCCGCUCAAUGGCUCACGUUUUGGGGGCUAGUUUACUCUUCUACUCCAAUAAAAUGCCCAAAUUGUCAAAAACAUUAAGAGACACAAUGAGUCACUUGGGGUAUGGGAGUCCAACGCAACCUUUUCGUAUAUUCAACGUCGAUUACAAUGAACCACUGUCGGUAUGGUUUGGAUCAGAUAGCUGGGAUCGAAUUGGUUCGAAUCCAAUAUCAAUUGAACAAAUUGGAUGGAUAUAUUGUCAAGAAGUUCCACAAACUAAAAAGUCUACUGAUACUCUCAUAAAUGAUCCAGCAAAAGAUCCUGGAUUUCGUGAGAGUAUAAUUGACGAAAUGAGGGAGCAAAAAAAUCAAGAACUAGCAAUAAUGAUUAAAGAGAGUCAAAUGAGAGGGAAGUUCGAAACUAUCGAAAAUUGAACAAGCUUCAAUAAAAUGCAUUCUAUACA
This is a messenger RNA of Eupeodes corollae, 1088 nucleotides long. Its product is annotated as cytoplasmic dynein 2 light intermediate chain 1. Gene Ontology annotation, molecular function: dynein heavy chain binding. Lineage: Eukaryota; Metazoa; Arthropoda; Insecta; Diptera; Syrphidae. Gene Ontology annotation, biological process: intraciliary transport involved in cilium assembly; intraciliary retrograde transport. Gene Ontology annotation, cellular component: cytoplasmic dynein complex; ciliary basal body; axoneme. The coding region runs from base 25 to 1059 and encodes 344 amino acids. The record is from RefSeq and is a predicted model, not a curated record. The transcript has 3 exons.